Adineta steineri is the source of this 285-nucleotide messenger RNA. The record is from the annotation of a GenBank genome assembly. NCBI's taxonomy places the organism in Eukaryota, Metazoa, Rotifera, Eurotatoria, Adinetida, Adinetidae.
AUGGAUCCUAAUGUAUUUAUCGAUUCGUUACAAAAAACUAAUUUUGAGAAAGUCUCUCUAGGACUUUUAAAAGAUGCUUCAAUUGAUUGUUUGCGUGUGGACAUGGAACGUGUGAAUAAAGCUGAAAGUCCACAAGAACAUGAUCGAUGGGCGGUGAAAGUGAAUCAGAAAAUCUAUGUGACAUGUAAUGAACAAUAUAUUGAACUAUUAUUAGAAGAUACUGAUGAAGAACCAGCUAAAGAUACUAAUGAAGAACUAGCUGAAGAUACUUCACUGAUUUUUUAA